This is a messenger RNA of Sphaeramia orbicularis (orbiculate cardinalfish), 2546 nucleotides long. RefSeq names its product schwannomin-interacting protein 1-like. The transcript has 8 exons. Gene Ontology annotation, cellular component: plasma membrane; cell junction. The coding region runs from base 437 to 1396 and encodes 319 amino acids. The record is from RefSeq and is a predicted model, not a curated record. Gene Ontology annotation, biological process: positive regulation of hippo signaling. NCBI's taxonomy places the organism in Eukaryota, Metazoa, Chordata, Actinopteri, Kurtiformes, Apogonidae.
AUGCGCCUGUGGUUUUUUCCUUUCAGUCAGUAGGGUUCUACAUGUAGCACUGGCUGGAUUUUCUAAGGUACUGGCAUUCAAAAGAACUCUUCUACAAAGGAUUAAAUAUCCAACAUCCAUCAUCUGGGACCAUUAUAUAGCCUAAAUCAGUCCAGUAUGUGAGAUCAUCGCGGUCUUUCGGGCUCUGUGCUUGUCUUUACAUUGGUUUAAGCUUUGUUUAUACGUCUUGUGUCUACAAUGAAGGAUUACACAAAGCAGCAAGACACUAUGGAAAUGGGAGAAUGUGAUACAACCAGCGUUCAAUCGUCUGAUUUCGGUCAAAGGUUUGGCUCCAUUAUCUGAUUAUCUUCAGUAUCUUCUCUUGGCCAUAUUCACUUCUCUUGGCUCCUCCCUCAAUUGUGACAUUUGCUCCACCCACUCCACACAGUUUAUCUUUAUGGAGGACUGUGAUGUGGACAUGGAUGAAGAGGAGGGAGAAGUGUACAUAAGAAAUGCAAUAACAGGCCACUGGUGGGUAGACUGUGGAGACGAUGACAACUGUGACAUUCAGCACCAGAGGGGGGGAAGAGGCGGCAUGGUAAACAGCCGCAGUUGGGCCGAAGAGCUCCAGGAUAUUUUUGCACCACAGACAGAGGACUGUUACAGUGGAGGGCGAACAAGGCUGUCCAGCAUCUCUGCCCAGAGGAAUGAGCGAGAGUCCAUCAGGCAGAAACUUGCCCUUGGCAGUUUCUAUGACGACGAGCCAGUCAUCUACACCAGCUGCAGCAAGAACGGCCCAUCCUCCCGGUGGGUUUGCAAUGAGCUGCAGAGUAGUGUGAACCUGCAGGUGUGUUUUGUAAAUGACAGCAGCAGUGACAAAGACAGCGAUGCAGAGGACAGUAGGACAGAGACCAGUCUGGACACUCCCCUGUCACCUGUGAGUAAACAGAGCUCAUCGUUAUCCGACCGGGACACAGGAGAGGAAGACUCAGACCCGUUAGAUGACUGUGGGGGGUUCUGGCGGGUGCAACGAAGGCUCCAGGAGGAGGCCCGGGUGGCGUUGGCUCUGGCUCGACCCAUGGCCCGUAUGCAGGUGGAGGUGGAGCGGCAAAUCCAGUUUCACAGACGUUCACCGGUAGCUGACCUGCUUCCAAAUCUACCCCAUAUCAGCGAGGGCUUGAUGAAGAGGAAUCUGAGACGAGGGGACAUGAGGGACAUGAGUCUUGGACAGCUGCAAGUCAUCACAAAUGACUUACACUCGCAGAUUCAGAGUUUAAAUGAGGAGCUUGUGCAGUUGCUGCUAAUGAGGGAUGAGCUUCAUGUGGAGCAGGACGCCAUGCUGGUGGAUAUAGAGGACCUCACCAGGCAUGCUCAUACCCAUCAGAGACACCACGCAGAGAAAUCUAUCUCUAAAUAAACCCCCUGUCUACACAUGUGUCUGUCUGCACGCCAUCAAACCUCCUGCUACAUGGACCAUCACCACUGUUACUAAUGAAGCUCCAUCUGUGCUGACUGUCUUUAGAGAAAUAAAUAAAUGCACUGAGUAUUACACACACACACGGUUGUUUAAUAUAUUGCACUAUGUAUCAUGAAACAGCUGAGUUUGUGCAGGCUUUUCCCUUCUACUCAGCAACUACUUUACAGAACAAACGGGAAAUCAUCGUGACUUAACUCAACCCGUAACCCUUGUUUACCUCUUGAUUCUCAAAGAUGAUUUUACACGUGUUCGUCGGUGUGUUGGACAGAGCACAUGCACAUUUUUGAGUUUCCGUGAAAAACCAUAACCAGUAAGUUAUGUGUUGUCAUAUUAGUCGAAAAGAACAGAUCAAUUUAUCGACGUACGCUAACUUUAAAACCACCAUGUCAUCGCUGUUAGAAUUCACUAUUAAACAUUUAUUAUCUGAGGUGUUGCAACAGAAAAUGAUAAACAAUCUGUAUCUGUGCAGAUUUGCAGCUUAGCUUUACAGUGGUGUCUAAAUGCUGCAGAAGCUUCACAAAGAUCAGCAGGACACACAUAAUUGAAUAUUACUCCGUAGCUGCUAUUGCACAGUUUCCACCUGCUUAGAGGUAUACAGGAAAAACACAUAGACACAUAUCUCCUUGCCAAAUAUACACAGGUAGAUAACUGACGAGAUGUGUUUCAAGUAUUAUUUCUAAAUUAUUAGAGAUAGAAAAAGGCAAAAGGGGAGGCAAACAGUCUAAAAAUAAAAAAUAUGCAAUGUGAUUUUUUUGUUCUGCUAAGUUUUACUAAUGCUAAAAAUGGGUAAAUGAAAAAUGUAAAGUAAAUAUAUUCAUAAAAUGAAACCUAGAUGUAUAUUAAUUUAUUUGUUUAAAGUAUUUAUGGACACUGUGUGUAAACAAUAGGACACUUUAUGGAAAGGAUGAAGGACAUGCCUUGCUGUCUGGCUUUGUUUAACUGUGUUUUCACUCGCUUUUUAAGAAUGUCAUUCACACAAAGUUACAAUUUCCUUUUCUAUUGUAUGCUUUGUUGACUAAUGUACUGUAAGAUGGUUGUAAAAAAAAAAAAAAAAAAAAUACUAAUAAAUGGUUCAAGUGUGUUAGCAUUA